GGGAGGGGAGUGGGACCCGAAGGAAGCGGGGUCCAGGUGCGGGAGAGCGCGCUCCUGGAGGCGGGCGCGGAGGGGCAGAGGUCGCUUCUUUCUGGCGGGGCCCCAGAAGAACCCGAGUAGCUGCUGACAUCUCGCCGCCAUGGGGGAGAUGGCCUGAUGGGCUCUCGGUUCUCCAUCAGGUUCGAGGAAGGACAGAGCCGAGGGUGGGGCGAGCACAGGGUGGAUGGGCUGUGUGUGCGAGUCAGAGAUAGUGUCGGGGAGAGGCCCGUGCCCAGGACACAGGCAGUGUGCCCCGGAGGAGGCCACGGGAGGAAGGGGCAUGCGGAGGUGCAGUGACAUCAUGGCAAAUUCCCAAACUGAAAGGACCCAGCUCGGGUGACAUCCAGCAGGGCCGAGCUGGGCCAGGCCGGCCUGAAGGGCCUCGGUGCCAGCUGCAGGGGCGAGGUAGGUCCGGCGCCCUGCGGAGCCGGCGCUCUGGGGGCGGGGUUCUGCUCCGCCCUUUCUCGGCGCGGACUGUGCCCUCGGCAAGCACGCGUGCUGGCAGGGUAGGGCUGGGCUGGGCUUCUCUGGGCCAAGGAUCAAGGUCUCUGGCUGGGCUAGGCCCCCAAGCGUUCCAGUGUUCCCAACAGGAAGACUGGAGAGGGCGCAGUCGAGCCUCCGCGGAGAGCGAGGAACCGCGCCACCUCGGCGGGAGGUGGGGGUCUGUCUUAUUGUGAUCCCGCCCUGGGGCGGGGUUAUCGACCUGAGGACCGCCCUCAACACUGAAGUCGCCGGAGCGUAGUUCGGGGCGGAAGUUAGGAAGCCCCGAGAGCUAGGCGACGGAAGUGGCCGCGCUCCUGCCUGCCUGUGCGCAGGCGUUAUUCUAUUUCCUUGUGGUUGCAGUUUAGGCUGCACCUAUUCCCCUCUCCCGCUCCUUUUAUCCGCGCGAGGGGGUGCGCGUACUCGUAGUCGUGGUUGCGCGGUCAGCGCCCCCGGUGCCAGCCUCGUCGCCCUGUUACCAUGGCCGGCAUUCUGUUUGAGGAUAUUUUUGAUGUCAAAGACAUUGACCCGGAAGGCAAGAAGUUUGAUCGAGUGUCCCGACUGCAUUGUGAGAGUGAAUCUUUCAAGAUGGAUCUUAUCUUAGAUGUAAACAUUCAGAUUUACCCUGUAGAUUUAGGUGACAAGUUCCGGUUGGUCAUAGCCAGUACCUUGUAUGAAGAUGGUACCUUGGAUGAUGGUGAAUAUAACCCCACAGAUGACAGACCUUCCAGCUCUGCCUACGUGUCCUAUGGGGGCCUGCUCAUGAGGCUGCAGGGUGAUGCCAACAACCUUCAUGGGUUUGAAGUGGAUUCCAGAGUUUAUCUGCUGAUGAAGAAACUGGCCUUCUGAACCACUGGGAAGCCAACCUUGCUGCUCAGUCACUCAGGUCAUGGACAUUUGUUCAAGUCUGAGUUGCAGUUGCUGUUGUCCUGCUCAGGAGGGGCUCGCUGUCUGUCCACCAUGGUGCUUCUCUCCCUGGUCUGGACUCUGGGAAACUGACUUGCCUGUGAAAGACCCAGCGGGAGAGUUUAAAAUGAACCAGAAGUUGUUUUUGUGUGUAUGGUUUUUUUAAAUUAAACUUUACUUUUUCAGA
Messenger RNA from Myotis daubentonii (Daubenton's bat), 1612 nucleotides. It is a transcript of the gene POLR2H, whose product is annotated as RNA polymerase II, I and III subunit H. Gene Ontology annotation, cellular component: RNA polymerase II, core complex; RNA polymerase III complex; RNA polymerase I complex. The record is from RefSeq and is a predicted model, not a curated record. Lineage: Eukaryota; Metazoa; Chordata; Mammalia; Chiroptera; Vespertilionidae. Gene Ontology annotation, biological process: DNA-templated transcription.